AUGAAGUCAUCCUACUGCGCCGACAAAAUUCACGGUGCUUACAUAAUCUGGGAUAAUUUCUCUGCUUGUAUAGCAUCAACUUCACGCCUCCUCUUCCUCCAGCGGCUCCAUCCACCACCGCCCCGCUCGACCUCUUCUCUCUGUCAAUUGACAGCCCACGCCAACAUGUCGAUGCACACCUCCCUCCGCCGCACCGCGGCCACAAUAACCACCUCAACAACCACCAUUCUCCCUUCACGACUGCCGCAAUCGAGCACAACCUUCAUCUGCUCGCAAUGCCGCCACGCAACCCUGCUCCGCCGCCCCAAGCGUCCCUACACCUUCACACAACUCAUCACCCUCUCCGACGGUAGCACUUUCACCCACCGCACGACCUCCCCAGCGCCCAUCUACCGCUCCACGCGCGACACGCGCAACUCCGUCCUCUGGAACCCCUCCAGCAGCAAGCUGAUGAACGUCGAGGACGACGAGGCCGGUCGUCUCGCUGCUUUCCGUGCCAAAUUCGGUCGCAGCUAUGAUUCUGCCGCGCCCCCUGCGGAUGAGAACUCCGCUGAUGCUAAGAAGGAGGCCGCGGAGGCCAAGGCUGCCCAAGCUGAGGAGGACAACAUGCUUGAUCUGAUUAGCUCGUUCGGAAAGAGAGCGCCGCCUCCCCCGCCUGAGAAGAAGAACCCCUACAAGAAAUAG
Messenger RNA from Penicillium olsonii, 684 nucleotides. NCBI's taxonomy places the organism in Eukaryota, Fungi, Ascomycota, Eurotiomycetes, Eurotiales, Aspergillaceae. The record is from the annotation of a GenBank genome assembly.